UGCGCUACUGCAUCCCGGAAGUGCUGGUGCUGCCGGAGGAGUGGGCUUGUUUGUUUGUUUGUUUGUGUUUGUUUCUAUCUGUUUUCGCGGGGUUUUCUCCUCAGGCGAACAAAGCGCCUCCAGUGACCUUGUGACCCAGUGACCCAGUGACCCGGGUUGAGCUGACCCAUGUCCGGCUUCGACCUGGUCCCGCUUGACGGCGGGGCCCCGGUGCACCUGCCGCCGGGGGAGACGGUGCUGGGCAGGGGCCCCCUACUGGGAGUCAGUGAUAAGAGAGUGUCCAGACUUCACGGGCUGCUGCAGAACCUGAGCGGCCGGCUGCAGAUCAAACCUAUGCACAUGAACCCGUGCUUCAUUCAGUCGUCCCUCGCUGACGACCCUCGACCUCUGAGGAGAGGGUCCUGGUCCCCUCUUCAGGACGGAGACGUGUUGUCUCUGCUGCCGGGACAGUUCAUCUACCAGGUGCUGGCUGUGGGCGCAGGAGAGCACACCCCCAGAAACAGUCAGACGUUUGAAGAAGAAGAAAAAGAAGAGGAGGAACGUCCCACUUCUCCUGAGCCAGAGGUGGAGCCGGCUCAUUCAAUCAGACUCCACCCUGGACAGACUCCGCCUCACGAGGAGCCAACCUCGGCAGCUCUGUCCAAUGAGGAGGAGGAGGAGGAGGAGGAGGAGGAAGAGGAAGAGGAGGAGGGUCCCAGACGUUUACAUCAGGAAGACUUCAGGCCUCCAAAGGAAGAGGAGGAUGAUGGCCGUGCUGUGUCUGUGAUGAAGAAGAGAGUUUUACCUGCGUGGAUGACGGCAGCUGUUGCUCCCAUUUCGUCCUCCAGUCCCAAAGCUCAGUCGUCCGUUAAGAGAAGUAAAACAUUCAAAUUGACCACGCCCACUGUCCCCCAGUCACCAGAGGGGGCGGGGCUUAGUGAGGAGGGGGAGGAGCAUCCUAGGAAGAGGAGGAGGAAGGAUGAUGUCACAGCCCGUCAUCAUGGCUCCAGCAGACCUGAGACAAGCAGCGAGUCCCACAGCCUCGCCAUGGAGAUGGGAGAGGAGGGAGAAGCAGGAGAGACAUCCAGGGCGACCAGCACCGCCGCCAUGACACAGGACCCUGACGAGACCGAAUCCAAGAAGGAGGACAGGAAGUCGAAAGAAGAACGACAGGGGACUCAACCAUCCUCGUCUGUCUCUGCUCGGUCACGACCGCCGUGUCCAUACGGGAAGGACUGCUACAGGAAGAACCCCGUUCAUUUCCAGGAGUGCAGUCACCCCGGGGACAGUGACUUCGAGGAGGACGAGGAGGACCAGGAGGAGGAGGAGGAGGACCGACCCGAGUGUCCCUACGGCACAGGCUGCUACAGGAAGAAUCCUCUUCACAGGAAAGAAUACAAACACACAAAGAGAGCAGCUCGAUCACACACUGUCCCCAGGAAGAGCCCAGACGAAGACGAAGACGAAGACGAAGACGAGUACGACGACAGCUUCAUCGAUGACGACAGCGAAGACGUGGGCCAGGACUCCGACUACGUCCCUCCGGACUCGGAGGACAGCAGCAAGGAGGACGUGGACAGACUGCAGAAAGAAGCUCAGGGGUUCCUGAAGAGGAGGAGGUAGAAGCCAGCUUCCGCCAGUGUUUGUCUUUGUGUCCUUUUUCAGCCGUGAGACUUUUAACGUGAUGUCAUGAUGUAACAACAUGAGGUGGGAGUGUAACUGACGGCAUGUGACUGAUGAGAACCAAUCAGGAAGAGGACGGACAUCGUUUACUAAAGUCUCAGUUUCUGUUCAGACUCAAACCCAGAGGAAAAUAAAACCAGAUUAGUUUCCAGUCUCUGAUUCAGAGACACUGAGGUGCCGCCGCCCGUCUGUCUUCAGAGACGUCUGUUGAGCUGCUGAGAGAAAACGUCUCCAUCGUCCUCCACGUUUAGUAAACGUCAGGAACAUGAGGAGUCGGCACCUGAGUGUCGACUCCAUGUUUGUUCACAUCCUCUCACGACAUUUCUGACCUCUUCAGGUCGCGCCCUGUCAUCAUGGCAACCGAAGCACAACAACUGGUUGUGAUGAUCCGGUUGAAAGAGACACACUCACACACGGGUCAGGUGGAAGGAACCAUUUGAAAUGGUCCAGUCCAGUUACGCUGCUGUGAUGAACUGAAACUGAGUUAAACUGUAAAUAAAGAUGGACGACAGCAAAACUCUCACAUCAUCUCAAUCGCCCCCGAGGGAGAAAGUAAUCGAUUACUCCUGUUAGUGCCAACAGGGAGUAAUCGAUUACUCCUCUGUUAGUGCCAACAGAGGAGUAAUCGAUUACUCCUCUGUUGGCACUAACACAGGAGUGUUCACACUCUUCUGACCACGUGAUGUAUGCAGGAGUCACCCUGACCUUACCAACCUGAGGUCACCUACAGUGACGUCAGGUUUCAGACCAACGCACUGAUUCUGUCUCUUCUCGUCUCCUCAGAAUCGUCCUCACAUGUAAAAUCAUAUUCCAGAUGUGAACAUGCAGCUGUGCUCUCACUGGAGACGAGUAUCAGUCCUUCAACUGUUUGAUUCUUGUGAUCUCAACCAAUCACAGUUCGUCUCAUCUCUCGAUCAUAACGUAUAAGUGAUAUCUCUAAAUAUGUUAUUAUCAUUUGCAGUUAACGUCAUCGGUUUAUAAAUGAAGGACUGGACAGAAACAUGGAGGCAGCUCAUUCAGUCUCCACGUGGUUUAAUAUCAAGACACUGUUUAUAUCUUAAUAACUGAUUCAAACCAAACUGAUCUGAAACACUUGAACAAUCAUCAACCUCGUCUGGUUCCAUGGUUUUCUUUGGUCCAUGUCCCAUCUGCUAACGUGGAGGAGUUUAUGAUCCAUGACGAGUCUGAACGAUGGCGUCCAGAACUGAUCCUUGGAGCAAUGCACUCUGGGAAAUCUUUAUCUUGUACUUUGAUCUUUUUUAAAUAAAGCAGUUUUUUCCACA
Messenger RNA from Platichthys flesus (European flounder), 2945 nucleotides. It is a transcript of the gene aplf, whose product is annotated as aprataxin and PNKP like factor. Lineage: Eukaryota; Metazoa; Chordata; Actinopteri; Pleuronectiformes; Pleuronectidae. The record is from RefSeq and is a predicted model, not a curated record. The coding region runs from base 169 to 1602 and encodes 477 amino acids. Gene Ontology annotation, molecular function: 3'-5' exonuclease activity; DNA-(apurinic or apyrimidinic site) endonuclease activity; protein binding. Gene Ontology annotation, cellular component: nucleus; site of double-strand break. The transcript is spliced from 11 exons. Gene Ontology annotation, biological process: double-strand break repair.